Molecule: messenger RNA, 5447 nt
Organism: Parathielavia appendiculata
Lineage: Eukaryota; Fungi; Ascomycota; Sordariomycetes; Sordariales; Chaetomiaceae
Exons: 10
Coding region: 387-5135 (1582 amino acids)
Biological process (GO): transmembrane transport
Cellular component (GO): membrane
Molecular function (GO): ATP hydrolysis activity; ABC-type transporter activity; ATP binding
Source: RefSeq, a predicted model, not a curated record
CUGAAGCGCGUUGUCCCAGAUGAAGGGCACCGUAACUUUUCCCUUUUUCGCAUCUCUCGUCUCGGUGCGACUUCAAACUCCGGCUGGCGGUCUCUCCGGUUGAGCGAAUCGACUGCCACCCUCUCUUUCCCUUUACUUAGCUGGCUUUGGCCCUGAAACGUAGCUCACUCCUUGCUUCGAUAUUCUCGCCGAUCGGGGUUCCGGGAGACGUCAUAUUCGACUUUCGCCUCGACUUUCGUCCGAACCGAGACCCGCCAAUCGCCGCCGCAGAACGGUAAAGAUUCAGUAUCCACUUUCGUCCGGAACCGCGAGUUAAAUCCUCAUCCUCUGAAUCUCUCUGAUAUGACAUCUCGCUACGUCGGUUUGAGGAUAUAAUAUCUGUGCCAAUGGGGCCGCCCGAUUUCAGCGACGGCCUGCAGCAGGCGCAAAAGGUCAUGUUCGAGACUGGGUCCUUCACCGGCUACCGUCCCGCCGUCGCCGAGCUUGGUAGCGGCUAUCUCAGUGCGGCGCGCGUCUUCAAACAGCCACUAUGUGGAAACGAGGAGGGAUGGGGUCCGCUCAGUCCGUUUCGAUAUGAUUUCACUCCGUGCUUUAUCGAUGUCUGGGUGGCUUCGGUGGCGGCGUUUGGUACUCUCGUGGGCGCCAUUGCCGUCUGGUGGCUUCUGAAGAAAAAGCAACCCACGCCGAUAUCAAAGGAUUGGCCUUUUUGGACCAAGCAGACCCUGCUCGGCCUCAUCAUCGCCGAUGUUGCGGUGCAGCUCGCCUUUCAGAUCAUCAGCUACCGCGACAUCUGGUACGGCGAUUUCAGGGUUUACACCACCGCGGCUACGAUCCUCUCCCUCUUCGUCGUUUUCACGAUCCAGUGGCUUGAGCAUGCACGGUUGCGGAACGCGAACGGCGUCGUCCUCUUCUAUUGGCUCUUCCUCCUCGUUGCACUCGCCGUCAAGCUCCGGUCCCUCAUCUCUCAACAGAUUUAUGCCACGAGCCUGCCAUACUUCGUUACGUAUUGCGUCGGGUUCGGAUUGUCCGUUGUCGAAUUCUUCUUUGAGUGGCUAUGGCCGAAGACGAAGAGUACAUACGAGGCCCUGGUGGACGAGGAAGAAUGCCCCGUCGAGUACGCCACUGUCUUCUCGCUCCUCACCUUCUCCUGGAUGACGCCCAUGAUGAAGUAUGGCUACUCCACAUUUCUGACUGAGGAGGAUCUCUGGGCCUUGUCCAAGAAGGAUACCACAAAGUCGACUGGGGGCGCGUUCGAAAAGGCGUGGCAGCGUGAGCUAAAUCAUCGGCGGCACCCCUCGCUCUGGCGCGCCCUUUUCCGCGCUUACGGCGGCCCGUACAUGCUCGCCGCAGUCUUCAAGGUCGGCAACGACGUUUCCCAAUUUACACAGCCGCAGCUCCUGAAGUUCCUGAUUGCCUUUAUCGCCUCGUACCGCCGGGGAAACGAGCCGGAGCCCGUUAUCAAGGGCGCUGCUAUCGCUCUGGCAAUGUUCGCCGUCGCGGUCUUCCAGACAACCAUGAUUCAUCAGUACUUCCAACUGGCCUUCGUAACAGGCAUGAGGAUCAAGGGCGGCCUGACUUCCUCCAUUUACAAGAAGGCGCUGAAGCUCUCCAACGAGGGCCGGUCGUCGAAAACCACGGGAGACAUCGUGAACUAUAUGGCCGUCGAUGCCCAGCGGCUUCAGGACCUCACCCAGUUUGCGCAGCAGGUUUGGUCCGCCCCGUUCCAGAUCAUCAUCUGCAUGAUUUCGCUCUACCAACUCGUCGGGUGGUCCAUGCUGGCGGGAAUCGGCGUCAUGAUCAUCAUGAUUCCCGUCAACGGUCUGAUUGCCCGCAUCAUGAAGAACCUGCAGAAGCAGCAGAUGAAGAACAAGGAUGCCCGGAGCCGCCUGAUUGCCGAGAUCGUCAAUAACAUGAAGAGCAUCAAACUCUAUGCUUGGGGCGCCGCCUUUAUGAACAAGCUGAACUACAUCAGAAAUGACCAGGAACUGAAGAACCUGCGCAAGAUUGGUGCUGGUCAGGCAUUCGCCAACUUCACUUGGUCAAGCACUCCGUUUCUCGUCUCCUGCUCGACCUUUGCCGUUUUCGUGCUGACCAACGACCGCCCCCUGACGACCGAGAUUGUCUUUCCUGCUUUAGCCCUGUUCAACCUCCUCACCUUUCCUCUGGCGGUUCUCCCGAUGGUCAUUACCUCAGUCAUUGAGGCUAGUGUCGCCGUUGGCCGUCUCACUUCCUACUUGACGGCCGAGGAGAUCCAACCCGAGGCUAUCGUCGUGAAGCCAGCUGUCGAGAUGAUAGGGGAAGAAUCGGUGCUGAUUCGCGACGGCAACUUCUCUUGGAACCGCCAUGAAAACAAGACUGUGUUGAAGGACAUUAACUUCAGUGCCCACAAGGGUGAUUUGUCCUGCAUUGUUGGCCGUGUCGGGGCGGGCAAGAGCUCCUUUCUGCAGAGCAUACUCGGAGACCUCUGGAAAGUCAAAGGCGUGGUCGAGGUCCACGGAACGGUUGCCUACGUCAGCCAAUCGCCUUGGAUCAUGAACGCUACUGUCAAGGAGAACAUCAUCUUUGGCUACCGAUAUGACUCGAAUUUCUAUGAGAAGACUGUUAAGGCUUGCGCUCUACUGGACGACUUUGCCCAGCUCCCGGACGGCGACGAGACGGUUGUGGGAGAGCGUGGCAUCUCGCUCAGUGGCGGUCAGAAGGCACGUGUUGCCCUGGCAAGAGCCGUCUAUGCCAGAGCCGAUGUCUAUCUCUUGGACGACUGCCUGUCUGCUGUCGACUCCCACGUCGGACGUCACAUCAUCGACAACGUUCUUGGUCCGAAAGGUCUGCUCAAGACGAAGACGAGGAUUCUGGCCACUAAUUCGAUUCCCGUUCUUGUCGAGUCAGACUACAUCUGCAUGCUCAAGGACGGCGAGAUUACCGAGAGGGGCACCUACCGGCAACUCCUGGCCAUGAAGGGCGCCGUCUUCGACCUGAUCAAGUCGACCGGAAAGAACGACUCGGGUCAGAAUUCCUCCACCGGAUCUCCCACCGACAGCGACACCGAAACCUCCACGGUCAUCGAGGCGGGGAGCGGCAGUCAGGAGAAGGAGGAUAUGGAGGAGGCUCAGGAAGGAUUGGGUGCGCUUCAGUCCAUCAAGCCCGGCCCCGCCAGCUCGUCUUACCAAAGGCAGAAGCCGCGGAGCGGAAGCAUGGCUACCUUGCGGCGGGCCAGUGCUGCCAGCUUCAGCGGUCCUCGGGGCAAGCUCCACGACGAGGAGAAUCCGAGCAAGACGAGACAGGCCAAGGAGCACGUGGAACAGGGCAAGGUGAAGUGGUCAGUGUACAUGGAAUACGCCAAGACGAACAACCUUGCGGCCGUUGGUGUCUAUCUCGUCGCCCUCAUCGCCGCCCAGACGGCGCAGAUCGCUGGAAGUUACUGGCUCAAGAACUGGGCCGAGAGAAACACCGAGGCCGGCCGCAACCCCGAUGUUGGCAAGUACAUCGGCAUCUACUUCGUGUUCGGCAUCGGCGCUGCCGCCCUGACCGUCGUGCAGACCCUCAUUCUUUGGAUCUUUUGCUCCAUCGAGGCAUCGCGCAAGUUACACGAGAGGAUGGCGACGGCAAUUUUCAGAUCGCCCAUGUCGUUUUUCGACGUUACACCGGCCGGCCGCAUCCUGAACAGAUUCUCGAGCGACAUCUACCGUGUCGACGAAGUACUUGCCCGGACGUUCAACAUGUUGUUUACCAAUCUAGCCAGGUCGGGCUUUACGCUCGUCGUCAUCUCGGUCACGGUACCCCCCUUUGUCGCCUUGAUCAUUCCGUUGGGCGCCAUGUACAUCUGGAUUCAGCGAUAUUACCUGCGGUCAUCCCGAGAGCUCAAGCGAUUGGACAGCGUCAGCCGCAGCCCAAUCUAUGCCCACUUCCAGGAAUCCCUUGGCGGCAUCUCGACCAUCCGCGCAUACCGUCAGCAAGACCGAUUCGAGCUCGAGAAUGAGUGGCGGGUGGAUUCCAACCUUCGGGCCUACUUCCCGUCCAUCAGCGCCAAUCGGUGGCUGGCGGUGCGGCUCGAGUUCAUAGGCGCCGUGGUUAUUCUGGCCGCUGCCGGCUUUGCCGUCAUCUUGGUGGCCAGCGGCACUCCCCUGAGCGAGGGCAUGGUUGGCUUGGCCCUCUCUUACGGCUUGCAGAUCACCACGUCCCUGAACUGGAUCGUCCGUCAGACGGUCGAGGUGGAGACCAACAUCGUAUCUGUAGAGCGUGUGCUUGAAUACGCGCGGCUGCCCAGCGAGGCGCCCGAGAUCAUCCAUCGCAGCCGGCCGCCCGUCAGCUGGCCGUCGCGUGGCGAGGUUCAGUUCAUCAAUUACAGCGCGCGGUACCGUGAGGGCCUCGAUCUCGUGCUCAAGAAUAUCAACCUGGAUAUUAAGUCGCACGAGAAGAUUGGCGUUGUGGGACGGACCGGAGCAGGCAAGUCCUCGCUGACCCUGGCCCUGUUCCGCAUCGUCGAACCAGCUACGGGCAACAUCAGCCUCGACGGGCUCAACACGUCGACCAUCGGCCUUCUGGAUCUCCGCAGGCGCUUGGCCAUCAUUCCUCAGGACGCCGCGCUCUUCGAAGGAACUAUUCGGGACAACUUGGAUCCAGCCCAUGUCCACGACGACACGGAGCUUUGGAGUGUUCUUGAACACGCUCGGUUAAAAGAUCACGUCUCUUCGAUGGAGGGUGGGUUGGAGGCCAAGAUACACGAAGGAGCGACUCCGUUCUCCGCUGUCGUCAUACUCCCCACAUUUACGGUUCACAACUUGCCGCACCAAGUGGUUACGCCUCGAAGAUCGAAUCUUUCCCAGGGCCAACGCCAACUCGUCUCGCUCGCCCGCGCGAUGCUCACCCCGUCCAACAUCCUGGUUCUCGACGAGGCGACCGCCGCCGUCGACGUCCAGACGGACGCCAUGUUGCAGAACACCCUGCGCGGGCCGCUGUUCGCCAACCGCACCAUCAUCACGGUGGCGCACCGCAUCAAUACCAUCAUGGACAGCGACCGCAUCGUGGUGCUUGAGAAAGGGGAGGUGGUCGAGUUUGAUACGCCGGCGGAACUUCUCAAGAGGAAAGGGGUGUUUUGGGGGUUGGUGAGGGAGGCUGGCUUGUUGGAGGAGCAGUAGAGCGUGCUUUGGAGAUAUUGUCCGGGACUCUUGGGGGCCUUGGCCCGAGGGUUGUAUCUGGGAUCAAGGGAUUGUUUACAGGGAGAUCGUUGUAGGGGGAAGAACGAGGCUGUUGUGAAGGAGGGACUUAAAUGGUGAGAGAAGGAAGUGGAGAAUCUAAAAACGGAGGGAUGAUGAUGAGUUCAAUGUACUCUAGACGGGACGGGUCGAUAUCUGUGUACUGGAUUGGAGGUCAGUGUAGUAUAGCAAAUGGCCGCUUUGGAUUGUAUAUGGCUGGUGGAAUAACAAUCAAGAAGUGCUCUACGCAACCGC